This is a messenger RNA of Rasamsonia emersonii CBS 393.64, 1434 nucleotides long. RefSeq names its product Short chain dehydrogenase/reductase family protein. The coding region runs from base 1 to 1434 and encodes 477 amino acids. NCBI's taxonomy places the organism in Eukaryota, Fungi, Ascomycota, Eurotiomycetes, Eurotiales, Trichocomaceae. The transcript is spliced from 5 exons. The record is from RefSeq and is a predicted model, not a curated record.
AUGGAGGUUGACAGCAACUCACGUUCUGCUCCGGCUCCUGUCUGCGCUGCCUUUGCUCAGGCAUCUUGCGCUGUCCCAGGCGAAAUCGGUCGACGACUAAGGAGGGAGGACAAGAAGAAGGGAAAGGAAAGACGAAGACAGCACGUUCCAGAUGGCAGCGGCGCAGUCGGGCGCCUCGACUGGCGCUAUAGGACGCUAAAGAAACGUGCUGGGGCCAGCCGGCUGGAACCUGCCGCCCGCGCUCUUUGUCGCCUCCGACGUCCACCCCUCAACCCCACGCUCCGAGCGCCCCUCAAGCAGCCACGGAGUACAGUUGUGACGGUCUCGACGCAUACUUCAGCGCGUGGGUCGCGCAACGCUCUGGCCGGCCCUUCCCCCAGCUCCCCCCGAUCCCAUUUCCCUACGCACUCGGAGCCUCGAGUAUGGCUGAUCUCAUCCGGAGACUCGCCCCUCGGGAUCUCCCUGACGCGCCAGCUCCUUGCGCAUGGGGAUUGCGUGGUGAGCGGGCUGGUCCCGUCGAAUCUUCUUCGAGAUGAGAAUCGUCGCGAGCAAUUCGAGGAUUUUCUGGCGGAGGUGGAGAGGAACAAGGAGGACGAUUGGAAGAUUUACUCUGACACGACCCAUGAAGCCAUUGUAGGAACCGUCGAAGAGUUGGCUGCGUCUCGGACGACCCUAAGCCUCGUUCGGGACCAGUUCGAAACAAAUUACUUUGGUCCCGUAAACAUCAUUAAAUCAGCACUUCCCCAUAUGCGGAGACAAAAAUCAGGGCAUAUUAUGGUACUUUCUGGUAUAACUGCGCACAUUGGUACACCUGGACUGGGAGUGUACUGCGCGUCAGAGUGGGCACUGGAAGGAUAUUGCGAUAGCAUUGCCUACGAAAUCGCGCCGUUCAAUAUCAAAGUGUCCAUCCUUCAGUGCAGCAUUGAGAUCCGCAUCCUUACGAACCUGAUAACUAGCGUGCCUCCAAUCCUUCCAGCUUACUCCGCGCCUACCAACCACGCUCCUCUCUUUCGCAACAUCUUGAACGGUCUUCUAUCCCGCUUGCCACAAGCGGACCUUGAAGCUGCCAGUCCAGCCAACUCCGGCGACAGCGCCUCCUCCUCGACCAACAUAGCCAAUGGACAGGAUCCAACCCCAGAUGGCUCGCGAAGAUACCUGCCGUUUUCAGCCCCGGAGGUGGUCUCAAUGUAUCCUCCCUUGAGCGCCGCACACCUGGAAGCCCUGACCGCAGAGACGGUGCAUGCCAUUACAGCAAUUGGCGGCCACGAAAACCCGCCUUCCCGUCAUAUCAUUGGUCAAGAGGGAGUUGCAAGCGUCAAGGAGAAGCUGAAAACAGUUAGUGAAGAGCUGGAGGAUUUCAUCCAGGCCAGCUGCGCGGUGGAUAUUACUUCUAACGACAAUCCUACGCAAGACUUAAGUCAGGAAGGGAUGUGA